AUGUCGUCUGUUCCGAUCUGGCAGCCCGAUGAAGAGGCCUCUGCAUGUGUGUUAUGCUCUACCAAGUUCACUUUCUUCAAUAGACGUCACCAUUGCCGGAAAUGUGGGAGAAUUGUAUGUGCCAGUUGCUCUGAACAACCUAUUCGAUAUUUUGCUAGCACUAUGAUCGUUGGUCAUAACGGUAAACAGAUCAAACCAGUACCCUUUGAAACAUACCGCACCUGUGACGAAUGUGUGGAUGAGAUCAAAAUGAUUCGUAGAGCCCUUUUCGCUGAAGGAGGGACUGCGGACGAGGGUGAACCUGCCAACAUAACUAAUAAUUCCAGUGGCGGAAAUGGUAAUCGUGCCACAAAUACGUCUCAUAAUUCAGGGGAUCAAGAAUUAUCUUCUAAUCAUGAUAAUGGAUCUGCAACAAGUAUCACAAAGUAUAUGAACACUCGAAUCAGUACUCAUAUGGUGGAAUCGUCUACACAAUCAUCAGUAAAUGGAACCCCUUUGCUCCAGGGAGCUACGAAUAACACCCCUGAAGAUGACGACAACAGUGACCACAACUUGUGUCCUGUAUGUGCUGUAAAUCUUCUGAAACUCUUUCAAGGGUCUGGUAACGACGAGUUUGAAGCAUUCAAAGAGGCACACAUAUGUGACUGUUUAACUGCUUUUGAUUUUAAUCUUGACCAUCAACGAAGUCCUACGGCAAACGGUUCUCGUAUGCAUACACGAAAUAAAAUGUUGGUCUAUAAUAUCCCUCCUAUACCUAAACCACAGUUUGAGUCGAUCCCCAAUAAUAUCGAUAAUCCUGAAAGCAGCGGCUCACAACCAAGUCUAGGUUUGGGAGGGUUUCUGGUGGGGUCUGACAACUCCACUUCAACAGUUAACAUGUCUGAAAAGUACGUUGAUCGAGAAUGUGUUAUCUGUUUAGAGGAUUUGAAGCCUGGAGAUAAGGUUGGUCGGUUGGAAUGUUUAUGUGUUUUCCACUACAAAUGCAUCAAGGAUUGGUUUAAUAAGAAAGGGUAUGGUGAAUGUCCAGUUCAUUUUUUACAUAAAUAA
This is a messenger RNA of [Candida] anglica, 1047 nucleotides long. The record is from the annotation of a GenBank genome assembly. NCBI's taxonomy places the organism in Eukaryota, Fungi, Ascomycota, Pichiomycetes, Serinales, Debaryomycetaceae.